This is a messenger RNA of Manihot esculenta (cassava), 1836 nucleotides long. Its product is annotated as pseudouridine kinase. The coding region runs from base 66 to 1343 and encodes 425 amino acids. NCBI's taxonomy places the organism in Eukaryota, Viridiplantae, Streptophyta, Magnoliopsida, Malpighiales, Euphorbiaceae. Gene Ontology annotation, molecular function: kinase activity. The record is from RefSeq and is a predicted model, not a curated record. The transcript has 9 exons.
CGGUAUAUACGCAUUUCAGUUUUCUCGGUUCAGAUACUGUGUCCGGGGGAGAUAGGACUCGGAAAAUGGAGAGCAGUGUGCACAGGAGAUUGGAUUCUGUGUCUCGUCACCUUUUGCUGCCAUCUCAAGUUAGCAAUCCUGCUCUUUUUCCGGUUUCAGUAAAAGGUGGGCAAACAAGGCAAGAGGAAGCAGACCCAGUAGUUAUAGGAGGCAUGAUAUUGGACAUUCAUGCCACUCCAUCAAUCCACCCAAGUCCUAGAACAACUACUCCUGGCAAGGUCCAAUAUGCACUGGGAGGUGUAGCCAGGAAUAUUGCUGAGUGCAUGUCAAAGCUCGGAACCAAGUCUUACAUGAUUAGUGCAGUGGGCAACGAUAUGGCUGGGAACAUGCUGUUGGAGUACUGGAAUUCCGCCGGCCUAUCCACAGAAGGCAUCCGAAAACACAAAGAUAUCAGAACUCCUGUCAUAUGCAACAUUUUUGACACUCGUGGAGAAGUGAUGGCUGGGGUUGCAAAUGUGGAAGCGGUUGAAAAAUUCCUUUCUUCCGAGUGGAUUCUGAAAUCUAAGCACAAUAUUUCUCCCGCUUCUGUGCUGAUGGUUGACGCAAAUCUGAUACCUCCUGCUUUAGAAGCUGCUUGUCAAGUGGCAGCAGAAUAUAACAUCCCAGUUUGGUUUGAGCCUGUUUCAGUUGCAAAAUCCACAAGAAUCACCUCAGUUGUCAGCAACGUAACUUUUGCAUCACCCAAUGAAGAUGAGCUUAUUGCCAUGGCAAAUUCUUUGUGUGGUGGAAAUAGGUUUCAUCCAAUUGAGAAGGACAAUUGGAGAAAGUGUUCAAUUGAGUCUUUAUUCCAAAUAUUAAAGCCUGCCAUCUUGGUUUUGCUAGAGAAGGGUAUUAAGAUAGUCGUUGUGACUGUUGGUGCAGAUGGAGUGUUCUUGUGCUCUAAGGGGUCAAACUUCAUGAGAAGUAGAUUGGAAAGAACCAAAAAACAUGGAUUUAGUGGAAGGUUGUAUGAUACUAUAGCAUCAAACUGUUCAUCAAGUAAACUUUUGGGUGCUAUGCAGGCUCAGGGGAAUUCUUAUCUUUUUGCUGUGCAUUUUCCUGCCCUUCCUGCCUCUGUUGUGAGGCUUGCAGGCGCUGGUGACUGCUUGGUUGGUGGGACACUUGCUUCCCUUUGUGAAGGCUUAGAUAUUAUGCAGAGUGUGGCAGUUGGUAUUGCAGUUGCCAAAAGGGCUGUUGAGGCUGAGACCAAUGUGCCUUCAUCAUUUAGUUUGGCCUCUAUUGCAGAUGAUGCAAGGCUAGUACAUUCUGCCGCCAAAGUUUUGUUCCAUCAAUCAAUGCUGUGAAUCGAAUGAGAAAGGGUGACCCAAUGCAGGAAGCAUCCCAUACUUCUGGUAAAUCAAAUACAACCUUGAAAGUUUGAACUAGUUAUGUUGUUAUAAAACCCAGCAAUUGGAGCUUCUCAGAUGGCAUCAUGUUCUUCUUCACCUUAAAGAAGCAACAAGUGAGGUGCUCGAUUAGACAGACCAGUUUUCUUGGGAGGUUCAUGUCCGACUUUUUCUGGGUAAACCAACCUUUAGCCGAAGUUCAGAAGGCAGAAGAUGAUGAAAAAUUUUACUUUAUGGUGGCAUUGAUUCUCCAAUCUUGCAACUAAUUCAGAAAUAUACUCACUUAGGCACAAGUUGUAAUACUUUCUCCACCGAUAAUGAGUAUAUCUAGGUUUAUGUCAUAACGAGUGUUGGAAUUGGAAGAUUCUUAUCAUAUACUUGCAUUAAUUCUGGCAUCAGAUGCUUUGGUGUCAAUUGUUAUUAUUAUUGAUUUUGACCUUUUGGAUAAAAA